Messenger RNA from Malania oleifera, 2692 nucleotides. Its product is annotated as O-fucosyltransferase 38. Bases 526 to 2037 code for a protein of 503 amino acids. The record is from RefSeq and is a predicted model, not a curated record. Gene Ontology annotation, cellular component: nucleus; cytoplasm. The transcript has 13 exons. Lineage: Eukaryota; Viridiplantae; Streptophyta; Magnoliopsida; Santalales; Ximeniaceae.
AUUUGAUUUGGUUCAAUCUUUCAAUUUUUUCCUAUCCACUGCGCCAUGACACAAAAUGUGUUAGGUUGCGGGCUUUUCAGCCUCAAAUUAUCAGAGUGGUUUCCGCUCCGUCUCGCAAUGCGCUAAGAAGUUGGGUUCCAAACCCAGCCUAUCCGCUUUCUCCUUCGCACACCUCUUCUUCCCCCUAGAAUCCCUUCUUCGUUCGCCUCUCUGUCCGUUCAUCUUCAGCUCCUCGCCGCACAGCGAUUGGAAACUAAUCCAUCUACCAUUGCAGCCAGGGACUUCAAUCUCUGAUUUCGCUGGAAUGGCUGCACACCCGGGGAAGGCUUCUGCUGAGGAUGGUAGCCCCUCGCUGCUUGAUGAUAUCCAGUAGUGCUAUCCAUUUGCAGAUCUCUCAUUAGUCUCGCUUUCCCAUCCAUCGGCAUCCUCCUAUCAGACCCGAAAUCUUCGUUUGUGUCUCCGUUGUCAUAUUUCACUGGCCAAUACCACGACUGGAACCAUAGGAGGAUAGGCAGAAUUGUUGAGAUGGUAAACGGCAGAGGCUCUUCUCGUUCAAGAACCUCAGCUGCAGCAAAAUUCUUUCCAAGAACACCAUCUCCAUAUUCCAUUACUCCUUACAUCAUCAUUCUCUUUGCUCUUUCCGUCCUAACAUUUAUCUUUUACACAAGAGACAUAUUGGAAGAUGAAGAAAAAACUCCUCUCUCUGAAGAAUCUUGGUCUCUGUCUCACGAGAUGUCAACUGAGCAACUUUGGGAUGCUCCUUUCAGCUAUGGUUUACACCCAUGUGUCAAGCCUACGGCUAGAUAUAAAGCUAGCCAAGGAUGGGAUCACUACAUAACUGUGAGAACUAAUGGAGGACUAAAUCAAAUGCGCGCUGGUAUAUCUGAUAUGGUGGCCGUGGCGUACAUAAUGAAUGCUACCUUGGUAAUUCCUGAACUGGAUAGACGCUCGUUCUGGCAAGAUUCAAGUACAUUUGCAGAUAUAUUUGACGAACUUCAUUUUAUAUCAACCUUAGAAGGAGAUGUGAGGGUUGUCAAAGCGCUCCCAAAGGAAUUGAUGUCUGCUACUCGGGCUCGAAAGCACUUCACUUCCUGGUCUAGUAUGGGCUAUUAUGAAGAGAUGACCCGGUUAUGGAAUGAGUAUCGGGUAAUCCACGUUGCAAAAUCAGAUUCUCGACUUGCAAAUAAUGAUCUUCCCCUGGAUAUCCAGAGGCUGAGAUGCCGUACUUUAUAUUAUGCUCUACGCUUCUCUCUUCCCAUUGAUAACCUAGGGAAGAAGCUAGUGGAACGGCUAAGAUCGCGCGGGGGGAAAUACAUUGCUCUUCAUCUGAGAUAUGAGAAAGACAUGCUAUCUUUUACUGGUUGUACUUAUGGUCUCACCAAUGCAGAAUCCCAGGAGCUGAGAAUAAUGAGGGAGAAAACAAACCACUGGAAGAUUAAAAAGAUAAACUCAACAGAGCAGAGAUUAGGAGGCUUUUGUCCAUUGACUCCCAAGGAGGUUGGGAUAUUUCUUCAAGCCCUUGGUUAUCCUCCUUCAACAUUAAUUUAUAUUGCAGCUGGGGAAAUCUAUGGUGGUAAUACUCACCUCUCGGAAUUUACGUCGCGCUACCCAAAUGUAGUUUUUAAGGAAACACUGACAACCAAAGAAGAAUUGGAAGCAUUUGGUAAUCACGCAACUCAAACAGCUGCUCUUGAUUACAUUAUAUCCUUAGAGAGUGAUGUGUUCAUUCCUUCACAUUUGGGUAAUAUGGCAAGAGCUGUGGAGGGGCACCGCAGAUUCUUAGGUCAUCGAAAGACAAUUACCCCCGACAGAAGAGGGCUUGUUAAAAUUUUUGAUAAGCUGGAAGCUGGAUCGCUAAAAGAAGAGUCAUCACUGUCAUACCUCGUAACAGAAAUGCACAAGGACAGGCAAGGAGCUCCGAGGAAAAGAAGAGGCUCAUUGCCAGGAAUUAAAGGCCGAGCACGCUUCAGGACUGAAGAAUCCUUCUAUGAAAAUCCUUUCCCCGAGUGUAUAUGUGGUUCUGAAAAGCAUUUUUGAGGUGACGUAAGUUAUGACAUUGCUCAGCAGUUCAAAUUUUCAAAAAUUUUAUUUGAAGUCCAGCAGUCUCCAGGAUCAAAGAUUUAUGGCCCAAAUUCCGGACAAAUGUUCUGUAAAUACCAUUCAAUUUUAGCUGACUUCAACUAUUGGGAAGUCUAAUAAUGGCAGAUGUUCCGUAACUCUCUCUCUCUCUCUCUCUCAAACUUUUUUUAUCUAUUUUUUGUGCAUGUUAGACGUGGUAAGGAGAAAUUAUUGAAAAAGAAAGGAGUAUCAGCUCAUGGAAUUCAUUAAUUGUGAAUUAAACUUGGAUUUUUUUUUACAUGUCUAGCAGAACAUCAGGAUCCAAGAAUAGUGGAAACCAUGGAAUCUCUACACACAGUGAUUAGUGAGAACUAGUAUAUUUUCAGGUAAUAUACCCUUUGGAGGGCAAGCGCGAGGAACAGGGUGGCCUCCUUUAUUUUUAAGGAAAAUAGAGAGAUUUUUUUUGAAAGAAAAUAAUCUUUUAAAAUCAAAUUAAGGUUUGAGAGUCUAGGAGUCUGAUUGUGUUCAAAGAAUGUGUUAAUUAAUCAACACAAAGGGUAUGUUGGUCUGUGAUAUCCAAAAUAUUCUAUUACAUCCUUGAAAAUCUCAUAUAAACUACUUGCCUCAUUGAAUA